Molecule: messenger RNA, 957 nt
Organism: Coniophora puteana RWD-64-598 SS2
Lineage: Eukaryota; Fungi; Basidiomycota; Agaricomycetes; Boletales; Coniophoraceae
Exons: 13
Coding region: 1-957 (318 amino acids)
Source: RefSeq, a predicted model, not a curated record
AUGGACAACAGCCUUCUCAUCUUUGCUGAGAGCUACCAGGUUCUGAACUAUGUCUAUGUGUCUCUGGCUACCUUCUGGGUCUGGGAUUGUCUCAUCACCCUCGACGAAGAGAUCGCUUUUCUGAGGAACUCCAAGGCUCAAAUAAUCAAGAUCCUCUAUGUGCUCACCCGCCUCAGCCCGUUCGUGAUGCUCGGUCUGCACGUGUACUUCGACUUUUAUGAGGGAGACACACCAGAUUACUGCCUCCUUAUAGACACCGUUGCCAGUGUCUUCAGCCUCAUCAUCAUCUUCGCGUCAGACGCUCUAUUCUUACUGAGAGUAUACGCUCUGUGGGGAAACAACAAAUGGAUCCUUGCAUUCCUUAGCAUCAGCUUCGUCCUUGCAGUGGGUGGGACAUACGCUGUUGGCUUUGUGCCUUCGACGAACAUGCCAUUCUUGGAUAUCAAGAUCUACCCUGUUACCGGAUGCUUCUAUGGCUCCCAAGGCAACUACUACAUCGUCAUGUUUGUCUCGUUCAUCCUCCUUGAGAUCGAGAUCAUGGUCCUGACUCUUCUUCGUGCAUAUCUUAACCGUCGACAGGAAGCUUUAUCUAAAGACCUGGUCAAAGCCAUUCCUUUCGGGUCGAGCGGACCAAAGCACAACAUGCAGGACCUUCUAAUUACUCGAAACUUACUCUACGUCUUCGUUAGUCUGAGUUUGACCAUCGCCAACUUGGUCACAUGUGUCGUACUUCCAGACGCCUACAGCGGUCUCUUGGAAGACCCACAAUUCGUUCUGAAUGUCGUGCUUGCUACCCGGAUGCACCGCAGCCUCUGGGCUGCAAGCGAGAAACGCACCAUGGCUGACUGUACCUACACGGACUUCAUCAACGCGGAGAUGGAAGCUCUUGACAACAUCGUGUUCAUCACCGAGUCAACCUCGGACAGGCCGAGCUCUAGUGCGAGUGGACAGCCAUGA